AUGGGAGAAAUUUCUUCUGAGAUGGAGAUGGCUCUGAGUCAACUCAGAACUCUUACUGUCCUUGUCAUUGACAGUAACCCCAUGGAUCUUGAAUGCAUCAAGAAAACAUGCAACCAAUGUUCUAAUCACGUUAUAGCAGUCGCUGAAUCUCUACUUGCUCCGAAUCUUUUGCGGAACAUCAAAGGACGUAUUGACUUGGUACUCAUGGAGGUUCAUAUGCCAUUGAUAGAUGGCUAUGAAUUCCUACAAUUUGUCAAACAGGAGAUUAAUGUUCCUCUCGUCUUGAUGUCUUCGGAUGAUAAUAAGAAUUCUGUAACGAAGGCUAUCGAACUUGGAGCAUUUGAUUAUUUGAUUAAGCCUUUGCGCGAGGAUCAGUUGAAUCAACUAUGGAGAUAUGUUGUUAUGAAGUCCGUAAGUGAAGAAAAUACGAAAGUAAAAGAUAAUGACUGCUUGGAAGAUGAUAAUAAAAAAAGAGGGAUGAAAGUGAAUUCUCAAUUUGCACCUUCUCCUGAUAUUGAAAGGAUCAAUUGCAGUUCCAGGCAAGUUGAUGUUGUUGAUAAAUCAAAGAAUAGUGAUUCACCAAACAGGAAGACCCGUGUAGUAUGGUCAUCAGACCUGCAUAAUCGAUUUCUCAAUGCUAUCCACGAACUUGGACUUGCUACUUUACUUUUGGUCCUUAACUUCUAUCUUUCAGAUGCUGUGCCAAAGAAAAUUCUUGCACUCAUGAAUGUCCCUGGUUUGCAAAGAGGACAUGUCGGUAGUCAUUUGCAGAAAUACAGAAAAGCUUUGGAGACUAAAUCUAAAAAUGUUGCACAGAGACAGCAGCAACAGAAUGAGAGAAAAUCAUUGAUUUUAAGGAAUACAGCGGGUAGGAUGGGUGCAUCUGGAAGAACCCACUUGCAACCUUUCCCUGCUACUACACUGUCAGAUUUUCAUCCUGGUCUCACAGGUAACAUGGUACCAAUAAGAGAGGACCAAUCUCAUCAAAAUAUACAAUUGGCCAACCAUUUUAAUGGGGAACAAGCUUUAGCACAUGGUCAUUCUCUUUCAAGCUUUCAUGACAUAGUCAAUCCCCAGAAUUCUUCACCUGACACAGUGUUAGUUGAAAAUCAGGCUAUGCUUCAGAGCACGGGGAUUCUAGAUGAUGCAUUUAGAUAUACAUCUCGGUCUCCACCAAACACAGUGCCAGUUGAAAAUCAGACUAUGUUUAAGAGUAUGGGGACUUCAGAUGAUGCAUCGAGAUAUAGUUCUUUGUCUUCACCUAAUCCAGUGUUAUUUGAAAACCAGGCUAUGCUUCAGAGAAACAAUAUGCAACAGGGAAGGAUGGAACAGUCAAUGAUGCAACAUCAUCAAAUUCAUCCAAUCAACUUUCAGUCACCUUCCAUGAUGAUUUCUGGAAAUUCUGUCACCCAGAAUAACAGUUUUGGCAUGAACAUUGAUCAUGAUUUAAUAUCACCUCAACCCAGUAGAAAUUCAGUCGGUAUUGUUCAAAUCCAAGGUGGAAAUAACACGGGUGAAGUCAUACUCACAGGAACUUCUUCUUUCCCACAAUUUCAAAAUACAGGUUUGUCAAGUGCUUCUGUGGGACCUUUUGCUGCAUCAAUGUUUGAUACACAAGUUCCCUAUGUUUCUAGACCUAACACUUUUGGAGUUGGAGUUGAUGAAAUAGAUAUGUUCGAUCCAACUGAGUAUGGGGAGCUUGCGUUUGGAUCAUCUGCAAGUGAUUUUCGUAAUCAAAAUAUUGAUUAUCAAACAAACAAUCAAGGAGCAGCUUAA
This is a messenger RNA of Sphenostylis stenocarpa, 1776 nucleotides long. NCBI's taxonomy places the organism in Eukaryota, Viridiplantae, Streptophyta, Magnoliopsida, Fabales, Fabaceae. The record is from the annotation of a GenBank genome assembly.